GGGACUACUUUAUACAUUGGCGGGUGCAGCCAUAUUGACAACAAAUCGGGCUUGUUCAUUCUAAAUCCAGUGCAAUCUACGUAUUUUUUUAGGCAACUGACAAGACCAAAAUGGCCACAAGGGAGGAUCAUGUUUACCAAGCAAAAUUGGCUGAACAAGCAGAAAGAUAUGAUGAGAUGGUGUCAGCCAUGAAAGAAGUAGCCAUGAUGGGUGUUAACUUAACUGUUGAAGAAAGAAACCUUUUAUCAGUAGCUUACAAAAAUGUGAUAGGAGCCAGAAGAGCCUCAUGGCGAAUAAUUAGUAGUUUGGAACAAAAAGAGGAAGGCUCAAGUAAUAGUGAAAAACUAGCUAUGAUUAAAGAAUAUAGAAUACAGAUUGAAAAUGAAUUGAAAGAUAUCUGUAACCAGGUCUUACAAGUUCUAGAUUCAUAUUUAAUACCCUCUGCAAAUGGUUUCGGAGAAUCAACAGUGUUUUAUUUCAAAAUGAAAGGGGAUUAUCACCGGUAUUUGGCUGAAUUUGCUACAGGAAAUGAUAGAAAAGAAGCUGCAGAAAAAAGUUUAACUUCAUACAAAACUGCUAGUGAAGUAGCUUCAGCACAAUUACCCCCAACACAUCCUAUUCGACUUGGUUUAGCUCUAAAUUUCUCAGUAUUUUAUUAUGAGAUUUUAAAUUCACCAGAAAGAGCUUGCCGAUUAGCAAAAGCAGCAUUUGAUGAUGCUAUAGCAGAAUUGGAUACAUUAAGUGAGGAUAGUUACAAAGAUUCCACAUUAAUAAUGCAGUUAUUAAGAGAUAACUUGACACUCUGGACGUCAGACAUGCAGGGAGAUGGUAGUGAAGAAACACCUGCUAGAGAAACACUUCAAGAUGUAGAAGGAGAAGAUGGAUCGUAAAAUAUGUCCGUACUUAGAACACCGAAAAAUAUUAUUUGUAAUUUUCUUAUUAAUAAACUGCAACAUGUUAUGAUCCGACCCAAGAGGCUGGGUGUGUUCUUGUCUCUAUCUCUGGCUCUGUACAAAAAUCAUGUUCGUAAUCUGAAGAUCAGUCUUGUUUGUCUUGUGUAUGUCAUUUGACCAAGACUUUAAUUAUUUGAAUCUUAGUACUACAAACACUCACUAUAGUUGAAAUUGAAUUAAAUUGGUUAACAAAAUUAACAAAACAACAUAACAUAACAAAAUAUCUAAAUAUUUGAUGAUUAAAAAUUAUAUUGGCCUAUAGACAUAACAAAAUAAUAGGCUAUACUUUAAAAAGUUGAUAACUUAGGGCAGUAUUUUUGAAGAAACAUCGUAUACAUCUGUUGACUGAUGUAAGUUUUCAGAUUACGGACUAAAUCUAUAACAUACUCUCACCACUAAUGAUGUUGUAUGUAUGUUUAUGUAUGUAUGUAGAAUGUACAUUACCAUUAUUAUAUAAUUGUACCUUACACUAUUGUUUUAUAUCAUGUAUUGUUUUUUUUUUUCUCGUAUCUUUGGUGGUUAAUUUGUCGAGAGUUAUGUUGCCCUCAUGUUAUUGCCAGUGGUAGAGUCAAGUACGCUUUAUACUAAUUGUCUUGAGCUCACAAGCGUCAUAAUUGUCACUAUCUAGGAGAUAUUCAAGUUGUUUAACAUCUAAAUCAGGAUUAAAAUGAAAAGAGUGUGGUAAUUUCAAGAAAAGUGGUCCAACUUGGAAAAUGGUGGAUCAACUUGGAAACUAAAGAUCUUUGUGAACUUGACAAAAUGACUCCAUGAAUGAAAAGACAGAUUCCUUUGUGAUUAUUUCUUUCAACUCUUGUGUAUCUUUUGAUUCGUAACUACCAAUUUUGUCUUUUUAUUGGAUUUAUAUCUUGACUAUAAUUGAAGACUGCAAUAGUCAAAGAAGCGGACAAUUUUUUUUUUUUGGGACAUAAUUGCUGUAAUUUGUACUUAGUAGGAGUUGAAAUAUUCUAAUGAAAGUUUGUUUCCAACUUUUGAUGUACUGUUAGUCAGCUCACCAUUAAGUAUAAUUGAUUGUAGAACCUAAGUUAUGAUUAUUUACCCUGAAUUUAAUUUUUUUGCACUUGAAGUUUAGCUGCUGUUUUUUUUCUAUCUGUUUUUGGUAGAAGUUAUAUUUUUAUUAUGUUAUUACUAUAUCUACAUACUGUAAUGAUGUAGGCCUAGAGUAGAAAAUAAUGUGGGUAUUAUUUACAAAUCGUUUCUUUCUCAAAUUUAAAAUAGCUAUUGCCAGUGUUGUGAAGAUAUUUUUGACUGUUGAUCACUGUUCAAUGUUUAGUAAUAUUAUUUGUAUAGAAGUUUAAACUGUAAACACUUAUGUCAUGCUUUCAACAUUAUUAAACAUAUUCAAGUGCAGUA
Molecule: messenger RNA, 2324 nt
Organism: Lottia gigantea (owl limpet)
Lineage: Eukaryota; Metazoa; Mollusca; Gastropoda; Lottiidae
Exons: 6
Coding region: 111-890 (259 amino acids)
Biological process (GO): signal transduction
Cellular component (GO): cytoplasm
Source: RefSeq, a predicted model, not a curated record